CAUUUCAUCCAUCAAUAUGUUCGCACUCAGGCAUGUUCAUUCUCUUGCUGUAAUUUAAUGUUUGAUACAGUUUUAUUUGAUUCUUUGCCAUGCCCUGGGCUCUGGUUGCAUGCUCUCCGCGGAUCAACGAGUAGGGAGGCAAAAAGCAGAGAGCAGCAGUGGAAGGAGCCUGUCUCCAGCUGGCAGACAUCCACACAGCCCAGGAGGGGUUUCCAGAUUUUCACCAGCUGAGCCAGCCCUGGAGGGACCAUCUCGUGAGCAGAGUGGGAGCAGGCAGCCUGCAGACUGCAGACACCUCCACCAUGACCACGGCAGGGCUUUUGGUGCUGCUCUCCUUCGCUCUUUGCUGCGUCCCAGAUACUGCCUUUGGGAUUGAGGUGGACUGCAGCACAUAUCCCAACACCACAAACGAGGAGGGCAAGGAGGUGCUGGUCUGCAGCGAGGCCGUCAGCCCCAUCUGCGGCUCCGACGGCGUCACCUACGGCAACGAGUGCCUGCUCUGUGCCUACAACGUAGAAUAUGGAACCAAUGUCAGCAAAGACCACGAUGGAGAGUGCAAGGAAGUUGCCCCUGUGGAUUGCAGCAAGUACCCCAACUCAACCUCUGAGGAUGGCAAAGUGGCGCUGCUGUGCCACAAAGACCUCAACCCCGUCUGCGGGACUGACUGGGUCACCUACAACAACGAGUGCCUGCUCUGCGCCAGGAGCCUGGAGGCUGGAGCCAGUAUUGGCAAGAAGGCUGAUGGUGCAUGUAAGAAGGAAAUUGUCACAGUUGACUGCAGUGACUACCCCAAACCUGUCUGCACACUUGACUACAUGCCUCUCUGUGGCUCUGACAACACAACAUACAACAAUAAGUGUGUCUUCUGCAACGCAGUCGUGGACAGCAAUGGGACUAUCACUUUAAGCCAUUUUGGAAAAUGCUGAGUAUCAGUGCCAAGGGAAUUCACCACAGGAUCCCCACUGGAAAAUCCCAGAUAAAGAUCUCACCUCAGUUCAUGUCACCCUCUGGGGAACUCAGCUCACUCCUGAUUUUCUUUCUCAAUAAACUAAAUCAGC
This is a messenger RNA of Passer domesticus (house sparrow), 1058 nucleotides long. RefSeq names its product ovomucoid-like. The record is from RefSeq and is a predicted model, not a curated record. Lineage: Eukaryota; Metazoa; Chordata; Aves; Passeriformes; Passeridae. The coding region runs from base 303 to 926 and encodes 207 amino acids. Gene Ontology annotation, molecular function: protein binding. The transcript has 9 exons.